Molecule: messenger RNA, 2626 nt
Organism: Osmerus eperlanus (European smelt)
Lineage: Eukaryota; Metazoa; Chordata; Actinopteri; Osmeriformes; Osmeridae
Gene: dnaja1
Product: DnaJ heat shock protein family (Hsp40) member A1
Exons: 9
Coding region: 166-1380 (404 amino acids)
Biological process (GO): protein refolding; response to heat
Cellular component (GO): cytoplasm; cytosol
Molecular function (GO): ATP binding; Hsp70 protein binding
Source: RefSeq, a predicted model, not a curated record
CUACGUCAUCAUUAGGGGGCAGGAGCCUUCCUUCAAGCGAAUCAGGUUAGACGUUGGGGCGAUCGUGGAAGAUUCUCGAAGUUCAUCAUUGUGGAGUUUACAGCUAUAGCUACAUUUGUUUCUAUCGACAUUUAGUUACUGGCCAAGGUCUUCUUAUUGGCAACCAUGGUAAAGGAAACAGGCUUUUACGACAUGUUGGGCGUAAAACCCAACGCCACGCCAGACGAGCUGAAAAAGGCUUAUCGUAAACUGGCCUUGAAGUACCAUCCAGACAAGAACCCCACAGAGGGAGAGAAGUUUAAACAGAUCUCCCAGGCGUACGAGGUGCUGUCGGACUCCCAGAAGAGAGAGGUUUACGACCGUGGUGGAGAGAAGGCUAUAAAGGAAGGAGGGAGUGGAGGAGGUGGAGGAGGAGGCUUCGGGUCUCCCAUGGACAUCUUUGACAUGUUCUUUGGUGGUGGGGGGCGUAUGCACAGAGAGAGGAGAGGGAAGAAUGUAGUUCAUCAGCUUACAGUCUCUUUGGAAGAUCUCUACAAUGGAGCCACAAGGAAGCUUGCCGUCCAGAAGAACACUAUUUGCGAGCGAUGCGAAGGACGCGGCGGUAGGAAGGGCGCCAUGGAGAUCUGCAUGUCCUGCCGCGGGUCCGGCGUGCAGGUGAGCCUCCACAAGCUGGGGCCGGGCAUGGUGCAGCAGGUGAGGACCGUGUGCCAGGGCUGCCAGGGCCAGGGCCAGCGCAUCAGCCACAAGGACCGCUGCAAAGCCUGCAGCGGGCGCAAGAUCCUGAGACAGAAGAAGAUCCUGGAAGUCCACAUCGACAAAGGGAUGAAGGAUGGCCAGAAGGUAGUGUUUCACGGGGAGGGGGACCAGGAGCCGGGACUAGAGCCUGGUGACAUCAUCAUUGUCUUGGACCAGAGGGUGCAUCCAGUCUUCACUAGACAAGGUGAGGAUCUGACCAUGACUAUGGACCUACAGCUGGUGGAGGCCCUGUGUGGCUUCCAGAAGCCUGUCCAGACCAUGGACAACAGAACCCUGCUCAUCACCUCCCACCCAGGGGAACUGAUCAAGCCCAGCCAAAAGAAGAGUGUCCUUAGCGAGGGGAUGCCCAUGCAUCGUCGGCCUUAUGAAAAGGGCCGCCUCAUCAUUCAGUUCACGGUCGUGUUCCCGGAGGCCAACUUCCUCCCCCAGCAGAAGCUGAAGGAGCUGGAGCGUUACCUGCCGGCCACGCGGGAGGCCGAGCAGCCGGAGAGCAUGGACGACGACCUCUACAUCUACGCCGACCUGGAGGACUGCGACCCCGCCAGCGAGAGGCAGAGCUACUACCAGUCCAUGGAGGAAGAUGACUACCCCUCAGCCGGGGGGGUCCAGUGCCAGACCUCGUAAACCCCCGCCCCCCCCCUUCCACACCCACGCACAGAGCCCCCUCCCCCUUUCCGCCUGUCACCUUUGCUAACUCCUUCCCUGAACCCGGAUCCCUCGAGGGGUUAGUCCAUUCCUGUGGAAUCGCGCACACGAGUGCAUCUUUUUCUUUUCUUUUUAUUACUCGCUUUUUUUAAUUAACUUCAAAUGCUAACCGUCGCCGAUGUGUCAAAGACGCCGGACCAAGAUAUGUCAGAGGUGUUUGUUGAGGACUCGUGCCCCUUCAUGGACAAAAUUGAUCCUUAUAAUGAUUCCUCAAUGUGGGAUUCGCUGUGAUUGCUCGGCACUGUGACCUUAUUUAAUUCCUUUUUUGGAUUAUAUUAUUUCUAAUUGUCAACCUUGUUGGUUUGGACCAACCUUUCAAUGGGUUGGUGCAGAGGCAAGGGCUUUAGUUUGUCGUGGUUACCACAGGUGUACCGAGACCUCAUUUACUUUGCCUAAUCAGACUCUGCUGUAGCUAACUUCAGGUUUUCUGAUGCAGAUUAAAAAAGGACGACAUUGAGUUUUUGACGAUGUGAUGAUUCAGGUUGUCAACCACCAUGCUAUUGACAGGAACCAUAGAACUGGCAGAAGUUCAUUUCAAGGAUCUCCAUGCUGCUUCUGAACAUAAUGAUGUUCAGAGAGAAAAUGUGAGGAAGAGGUUGUAGAAAUAUUCUGAUAAGAACACUGAAUAGUGCAAUAGUUUGAGUACAGACCGGCAUUUAGUUUAUUUGUGAAAUUUUAAUUAUAAUUCAAAUAUGGUAUUUGUUGUAAGAACAAAAUACUAACCCAUAGAUCUCAUGCACUUUUUUGACCAUUUAGUCCCAUUACAAUAUUUUUACUGUUGAACUUUUAAAUGGAUAGAAGAUCUGAAGAUGUUAAAAUGUCACUUUUUACCUCAUUGGCUCGUCUGCAAGUUGUGAAGCCUUAAAAUCUAAACUACGACUGACGAGCAAUAAUUUCAUGUAGGAUAGUUGUAUCGGUUGUCUUUUGCACGUCUGAAAUCAAGCCCCUGAAAAAGCCUAACAUUACCCUGGGACUGUUGUUGUAAUCAGAAGUGCUAGUAUUGAUGUUUUUUUAGGCCUUUCAAGACUGGAAUAAGUCAUCCUCAACAAAAAGAAUACCCAUGCUAAUGAUGUUAAGUCUUAACUAAUCUAUAUCUAUUGUAUUAGGACCAAUCCUUUCCCAUGUUUCUAUAUGGUCGUAUUUAUAAUAAACUACAAGAACGUUA